AGUCCGGCGAGGAGAGGCGCCGGCGGAGGAUACCGGAGGUAGAACCCAGCAUGAGCGAGGACCGCGGCGACCAUCAGGCCGCCGCAGUGCCCAGAUCUGGCAACAAACCGGUCCGAGGGCAAGGAGAAAACGGGGAGGAGGGGGUUCUCGGAACGGGUGAGCCAUCGGGGGCUUUUAUAGCCCUCUCCGGGAAAGGAAGGGAGAAAAUGGCCGUGGCUCGUUCCCCGCCGCGAUGCUCGCGGCGGUUGUGUGGGAUCGGCGGUUUGCCUUCUCGAACAGCCGCCGGAAGCGCAGGCCCAGGAGCGACCCUCCGUCGCCCAAUCUCCAUUCCCAUCCUUAUUCUGAUCAUGAUCGCUGGCUCCUGCUCCUCUGUUCUUUUUUUUCUUUCUUUGCUUUUUUUUUGGGCUCUGGGCUGAAGUCGGUUGGGUCUGCCGGCUUCAGCCCUUUUGGGGGCCUGUUCUUACAUCGCUAAGAUGAAAGAUGGUUAUAAUCAAGAGACGUGGAUGUUGGAAGUCGCUACAAUGGCAGAAGAAGAAAUUCUAGGAGUUAAUUUUGCCAAGCAUACAAGAACUCAGAUUUAUAUCCCCACCUGUUGUAUUGAGAAAUUUUCUGGUGAUUCUUGCAGGAGACACAAAGCUUUGAUUCAGGAACUCAGCACACCUCCUCCAUCUCCAUCGCUUGAUCACACCAUCCAUCCAAAUCCCGAAAACGGAAGCUUAAAGUCCAAGAAUCCCUUCUCCUUCUCUCUCUCCUCCGUAACGACACGAUCUUCUGAGGCGAUCUAUUUCCUCGAUCCUCACCCUACCCCGGUCCCCUCUCGUUCUCUCCUUCGCCCAUUCCUUGGCCCGCUUUUCUUUGACCGCCCCCAUGUACCAGCCGAGCGAAGCGAUCGACGUGCCUUCUCGAAUGGCCGCCGGAAGCGCAGGCCCAGGAGCGACCCUCCGUCGCCCAAUCUCCAUUCCCAUCCUUAUUCUGAUCAUGAUCGCUGGCUCCUGCUCCUACAAAACCAGCGCCACCAGCAGCCACCACUGUCCCUCCUCCUUGCCCUCCUCCUCCUCCGCCGCCGCGUCGUCGUCCCACGCCUGCGCCGCCUGCAAAUAUCAGCGCCGCAAGUGCAACCCGGACUGCAUCCUCGCCCCCUACUUCCCCGCCGACCGGCGGCGCGAGUUCUUGAACGCCCACCGCCUUUUCGGCGUCGCCAACAUGCUUAAGAUCAUCCGGCAUGUCGAUCCUGAUCAGCGUUACGACGCGAUGCGCUCCAUCAUCUACCAGUCCAAUGCCCGCGCCCGCGACCCCAUCGGCGGCUGCCACCGCAUCGUCGUCGAACUCGAGCGCCAGCUCCAACGCGACUCUGCCGAAUUAUUCCUCGUCCACCGCCAGCUUGCCAUCUACCACGCCCAAGCUGUUCUAUCACCCGCCACGGCCGCUCUCGCCGAUCCUAAUCUUCUUCUUAACCCACUGGACGAUGGCGGCGGCGGCGGCGACCACGUUCAUUCUGGCCAUGCCGAUAAUAUCAUCAUUAACAAUAGCAAUAACCCUAACAACAAUCAAAAUUAUAGUUAUAGUGGGAUUAUAGGAUUGGAGCUGCCGGUGCCGCCGCCGCUGCCGGUACCGCCGCUGCCGCUGCCGCUGCCGCCGCCGAGCCUCAUGCAGCACCAGGAGCAGCCGCAGUGCGUGGUGGAUGAGCGGGAAGUGAUACCGCUCGUAGAUAUGUGUGACAUCGGACCGGAUAUUGCCACUGGAGACGAUGACGAAAGCUCGAAGAGUAGCACUGCGAGCAACACCGGUUCUUUCCACAGCCCCGAAAUGAGCCAAAGGGAGACGCAAACAUGAUCCGAACGGCGCCGCCUCCUUGUUCACCCUCACUAACAGCGAUACCUCAGCUGUGUAAUUUUUUGCCAAAUAGCGUUGCUUCACGAGUAUUGAAUAUAGGCACCAUACAAUGCACACCAUGUGAAUAGUGGGGCACUCUGCAAUGAAUCACACUCCACGGGAGUGUGAUUCAUGAUGACACUGGAACAGCUUUAUAGUUCAAUUGCUGUGCAUCUUAAUACAUUUGCACAUCUUUCCUAAUGUUCUUUUCCCUGUUGAAUUAUAUCACCUUUCCACGUUAGAAACAAAAUGAAAACUUCGAAAUAUAUGUUGGAUAUCCUGCCGUAGUGUUCUUGUGGCGAUCCUAAAUGAUUGUAAGACUAGGGUGCAGAAGAAAGUGGAGGUUGAACAUUGCAAGCAUCUCAGCAAACAAGAAGAGGAUGAAUAAAGGAAGAUAUCAUGAUUGCUGAGCCUGGUAAUAUGAUCUUUAGAUCCUAUCUGGAGGCUUGAGUUCUUACAUUCAUGUGCAAAUGCUUGGUAAUUCUAGAUAUAUAGAAUAUUGUGGUUCAUAGAUACCUGACAAAUACCUCAGCAGACUCUUGAAAGAAUACGUACUCGGAUCAAAUCGAUGUCUUGAGUUUACUAUAGGACGACUAUAUAGAAGAGCAGCGAUCUCAUGUCCGUCACUUUUUUUUUCCCAAAGGUCUUCUUGCAUUGUUUUAAGCAAGAUAUAAGCAAAGCUUAUUACAUCUUGUCUCUCGAUAUAAGGAACAUUUACAAGGAAAAUCCAUAGUUUAAUAUGGAUAUCAUGUGGUCAAUUGAAACUGAUGCUAAGUGUGUGUUUGUUUGUCUACGGUUCAAACAUACACUACGAAUGGAAUUGCGGUUAUAAACAAAUAUUUUUGUGUAAUUAUCUGUAUUUUUUUUGGUAAACCAGAUUUAUUAAACCAAUUAAGAGUAAAUACAUCCGUAUCUAGAAGCUCAGACAAAAUGUUUAUAACAGUUGUCCAUAAUAAUUAUUUAUUUAUUAUCUGAGUUUAAAAUUGCAAAUGCAAUUGUAGUUGUU
Messenger RNA from Phoenix dactylifera (date palm), 2878 nucleotides. RefSeq lists its product as uncharacterized. The record is from RefSeq and is a predicted model, not a curated record. NCBI's taxonomy places the organism in Eukaryota, Viridiplantae, Streptophyta, Magnoliopsida, Arecales, Arecaceae.